This is a messenger RNA of Glarea lozoyensis ATCC 20868, 1197 nucleotides long. Its product is annotated as Carbon-nitrogen hydrolase. Gene Ontology annotation, molecular function: catalytic activity. The transcript is spliced from 2 exons. The record is from RefSeq and is a predicted model, not a curated record. NCBI's taxonomy places the organism in Eukaryota, Fungi, Ascomycota, Leotiomycetes, Helotiales, Helotiaceae. Bases 1 to 1197 code for a protein of 398 amino acids.
AUGCCCCCCAAAAUCCGCCUCGCAAUCUCCCAAUCCCACACCCUCCCCACCACGGCCCUAACCCUCACCGCCCUCGAACACACCACCCGCAAAGCGCAAUCCCAAGCCAUCGACCUCCUCCUCUUCCCCGAAGCCUACCUGGGCGGCUACCCCCGCACCGCCACCUUCGGCGCCUCGAUCGGCGCCCGCACACCCGAGGGCCGCGAGCAGUUCCUCUCCUACUUCAAAGACGCGGUUGAUUUGGGGGAUACGCCUGAGGGCGCGGGGGAGCGGUGGGUGCGCAGGGAACUGGAGGGGGUAAGGGGCGAUGGGACUCGGGAGGAGCUCGAGAGAAUCACGAGGGAGACGGGCGUUUUUCUGGUUGUUGGGCUCGUGGAACGGUGUGCCGGGACGUUGUAUUGUGGGGUUGUGUAUGUGUGUCCGCGCGAGGGGUGCGUGGGGAAGAGGAGGAAGGUUAUGCCUACCGGCAGCGAAAGGCUCAUCUGGGGACAAGGCCAGCCGUCCUCCCUCCGAGCCGUCACCACGAUUAUCAACGGCACGAAAAUCACGCUUGCGGCGGCGAUCUGCUGGGAAAAUUAUAUGCCGCUCCUCAGACAGGCGUUGUAUGCGCAGAAUGUCAAUUUGUAUCUCGCGCCGACGGCGGAUGCGAGGGAUGCGUGGCUGGCGCUUAUGAGGACGGUGGGGGCGGAGGGGAGGUGUUUUGUGGUGAGUGCGAAUCAGUGUGUGAGGGAAUCGAAUCUCCCGGCUUGGAUAAGGGACGAGGAUGCAGAGAGUAGUAAUGGGAAGGCAAAUGUGAAUGGAGGCACGGUUCUGCCUACGAGAUUAAGGAGGAUGUCGGUUACGGAGGAUGGUCAUGAGAUUGCGCUGCCUGAGACGGGCUCGAGGAAAGUGAGGAGGAAAUCAGUCGUCACGCCAGAAGGCCAUGAAAUUGCUCUCCCAGACACCCUGCACGAAGAAGACGAGUCACCAGAAACCUCCAACCCAAACUCCUCAGACUUCAUAUGCAGAGGCGGCUCCUGCAUCAUCUCCCCCUUUGGAGACGUCCUCGAAGGUCCCUUGUGGGAUAAUGACGAUGGACUGUUAUUCACCGAUGUGGAUUUUGAGGAUUGUAUUAGAGGGAGACUGGAUCUUGAUGUUGGAGGCAGUUAUUCGAGGUAUGCAGGCAGAUUCUUUGUUGAUUUGGAGCCGGUUUGCUGA